AUGGAGUCUCUCAACAAUUCCACUUAUUGCACCGUAUCCCCGUAUCCCCGUAUCCCAAGCAUCUAGCGCCCACAUCCCGAGGCAGUCCGAAGAGAGAGAAGGGGAACGCAUGGACGUUCUGGUGGGUUGUGGUCAUGUGCCUCUCUGCAGUGCUGCUUGCCCUUGCAAGCCCAGCAAGGCGGCCUGUCAGCCUUGCGGGAAUCGUGCCGUCUUUUGGGGCGGAACCAUCCAAAAUGUUCCGAGAUAUCCGUGAUCCUGGCUGCCUAGACUGUUAUACCCUGUCUGAGUGAGCCUAACCUGGCAAAAUCACGAUGGAAAAGUUGCGAAUCUCAUCUGCAUAUCAAGGCCACCCGUCUGUCGCAUCCAUUUGCUUGUGCUUCCACCAUGGGCUGAGUGGUGUCUCGUCAACAAAACGAGCCUCUAACAGAUCUUAACGUGACGGUAAUCCACAGCAGUUGCGAGAUUCCAGGUUGUUUAAAGUCGCCAAGGUCCACUCGGCUAUCGCCGAACCAAUUGCACGACAACCAACCGAUGACUCGGUGAGCUACAUACCGUUCUGAGAACUUUUGAAAGCUUGCGGUGAAGUUUGUAGCGUACGAUGAAUCCCAACAGGGAGGAGGUGCGUAUAGUCGGCUAAUCGAUGAGUCUGAGGACGGCCCCAAACCGGAGUAUGUCUAUGCAUUAUUUGCCUUGGCAAAAGUCGACCGUUUUUACAAACUGAAUCGAGAAGCGUAUCAUUCAACACGGAAUAAAAUGGAGUACCGAAAAGGGGUGUAACUAAUCGCGGGAUUUGGAGAUGCUGUGUUGACAUGAGCUUCAAAAUGAGCCGUAACAACGAUAUCCUUGAGAGAGGUAUUCACAUGACAAAACUGACUUUUUGUAGAUAUGGCGGCUCUGGGUGGGCAUCAAGCGACUGAAGGUUCAAGGUGAGCAAAGGACGCAGGGCCAGGGACGGUGUCUCCGGUGUUCCGUAAUCCGUACCUGUGCCCCGCGCCGGUUCCCCACCAUACCGUGCCUACCCCACCAUCCGCCAACGAGAGCUCCAUCUUAUCGCCAGGCUGCAGCUAGCUGGCCAUCCAUCAACUUAUCUCUCGUCCAGCCUUGCCUAAACCAUCGACAUCAACCAGGCCCAGGUAUCGCAACAUCUUCUCAGCCUUGCGUUCUCGACUCCAUUCACAAAACCAGCCUCAAAGAUGGCCGACCCUCUGCUGGAGUUCUUCACCCAGAUGGACAUCCAGGGCGGUGUUGUCGUUCAGGAUUCCCCCAAAUUUGAUCUCGAUCUCUAUAUCCAAAACUACCGCGGCCGUACCAGAUUCGACCGUCUCCUUCUCAUCGGCCGUAGCUCAGUAAAGCUCUGCGUCGAAGCUCUCAGGGCCGCCCUCGCCGAAGCCAAGCGUGGCCGCGACACCCAGCGAUACAGAGACGUUUUUGAAUACCUUCGCGUAGCUGCUCCCAAUGACCCCGAUGCCGUCUUUGAUAAGAAAUGGGUAGACAGGCAGGACGUCGCCAACCAUGAAGAGACCCAACGGCUGCUCACCGAGCUAAAGGGAUAUAAGAACAACCUUGUCAAAGAGAGCAUCCGGAUGGGCAACGAAGACCUAGCCAAACAUUACGAAGCAAUCGGCGACCUCAAUGCGGCCUCUGAGCACUACUCCAAAAUGCGCCCCGACGUCUCCACGGCGAAGCACGUCAUCGACGUCGGCAAGCACCUCGUCCGCGUGGCCAUCCAAAGAAGAGAGUGGAGCAUGGUCGCGCCCCAUCUCGUGAAGAUGACGCUCGGGGGGCAGUACCCCGAAGAAGAGCGCAACGCCCAACCGUUCAUCCGCGCAGCUUCUGGCAUCGCCCUCCUCGGCCAAGAAAAAUACUGGGAAGCGGCCCUCUCCUUUCUCGACGCCGACCCAAACGUCCCGCCAAAAGCCUACAAUGAACUCGCCAGCCGUAACGACAUUGCCGUCUAUGGCGGUUUGCUUGCGCUAGCGACAAUGGACCGCAAGCAGCUCCAGAGUAUGGUGUUGGAGAACCAGAAUUUCAGAGUGUUUCUGGAACCGGAGCCGCACAUCAGACGGGCGGUGACGAUGUUUGUUAAUGGGAGGUAUUCGGCUUGCAUUGAGAUUUUGGAGGGGUACAGGACGGAUUAUCUGCUGGACAUCUACCUCCAGAAGCACGUCAGCAAGAUUUAUGCCAAGAUCAGGAGCAAGUGUGUGGUGCAGUAUCUGAUUCCAUUUUCGUGCGUGAGUUUGGACACGCUGGAGAAGGCGUUUGGGAGUCCGGAGAGGCCGAUUGAGGAGGAGCUGGCGGUGAUGAUUGAGGAGGGGGUCUUGGAGGCGAGGAUUGAUGGGAUUGAGAGGCUCGUCAACACAGUCAAGAUUGACCCGAGAGCUCAAAUGCAGGCUUCGGCAUUGGUUUCUGCCGAGAAUUACGAGAAGCAGGCUAUUGAGCGGUUGAGAAGGAUGGCGAUUGCGGCUGCGGAUUUAGAGCUGAUGCCGACCAAGAAGCAGGGGUUGCAUCUCCCGCUUGGUGGUGAUAUUUCUUUUGGGGAUCAGGAGAUUGUGAUGGGUUGAGACAGACAAGUCAGGGUUAGGGAUUAUUAUGAUAUGAAACGAAACGGGAUAGCAUUGAUUUUUGAGUUUUGGUUUUUGGCAUUGCCCGUUUGCGUAUACCGGGUAAAGGGAAAAGGAGUAUGGGAAUAAGCAUAGUAGUUAUGAGACAUUGAGAAUCCACGAGUACAGCACGAAGGCUUAAUCCCGGAAUCGAACUGAGAUCAUCUUUUAAUUUGUCCUUGCUGA
Molecule: messenger RNA, 2786 nt
Organism: Podospora bellae-mahoneyi
Lineage: Eukaryota; Fungi; Ascomycota; Sordariomycetes; Sordariales; Podosporaceae
Exons: 4
Coding region: 1194-2561 (455 amino acids)
Cellular component (GO): COP9 signalosome
Source: RefSeq, a predicted model, not a curated record